AUGUCAGUGAUGCCCAAUAUUCCAGUCAAUGCUACAUGGGCACAGAAUGGAGUGACUGUUGCUGGAGGUCGUGGAUUUGGCAGUGCUCUUGAUCAACUACAUCAGCCUAAAGGUUUCCUCGCUGAUGAUGAUCAAACGUUGGUCAUCUCUGACUGGAACAAUAAUCGUAUCGUCGAAUGGAGGGUGGGUAAUACGAAGGGAAAAGUGGUAGCUGGUGGUAAUGGUCAAGGAGAUCGAUUGGAUCAAGUGUUUUUUGCAACCGAUGUAUUGAUCGAUAAUGAGACAGAUAGUUUCAUAAUAUGUGAAGAUGGAAAUCGACGAGUCACUCGAUGGUCUCGUCGAGCUGGCACAACUCAAGGAGAAAUCCUUCUCGACCGAAUCUUUUGCUACGGAUUGGCGAUGGAUGAUCAGAGAGGUCUCUACAUUUCUGACCCCAUACUAGUUGAGGUGAGACGAUAUCAAAUAGGAGACAAAAAUGGAACUGUCGUGGCCGGUGGGCAUGGUAGAGGCGAUGGUAUCAAUCAACUUAACGGCCCGAGCUAUCUUUUUGUCGAUCGACACCAAGCUGUUUACGUGUCAGACACUGAAAAUCACCGUGUCAUGAAAUGGAAUAAAGAUGCAACAGAAGGAGUGGUCGUUGCUGGUGACCAUGGCCAUGGAAACACUCUGAGACAAUUAUCUUAUCCUGGAGGACUAUUUGUCGAUUCGUUGGGUACUGUGUAUGUAACAGACACAAGAAACCACCGAGUAGUGCGUUGGCCUAAAGGAGCAGGACAGGGCACUGUCAUUGUAGGUAGAAAUGGUGAAGGAAAAGGGGCUAAUCAAUUGUGUUUUCCUACAACUAUUUCCUUCGAUCGACGUGGGAAUCUCUAUGUUUUCGAUAAUGGAAAUCAUCGAGUACAACGUUUUUCUAUCGAAGAUAUUGAUUAG
Molecule: messenger RNA, 930 nt
Organism: Rotaria sp. Silwood1
Lineage: Eukaryota; Metazoa; Rotifera; Eurotatoria; Philodinida; Philodinidae
Source: the annotation of a GenBank genome assembly